Messenger RNA from Mesocricetus auratus (golden hamster), 1185 nucleotides. RefSeq names its product endothelial cell surface expressed chemotaxis and apoptosis regulator (gene Ecscr). Gene Ontology annotation, cellular component: cytosol; plasma membrane. The record is from RefSeq and is a predicted model, not a curated record. Lineage: Eukaryota; Metazoa; Chordata; Mammalia; Rodentia; Cricetidae. Gene Ontology annotation, biological process: positive regulation of proteasomal protein catabolic process; negative regulation of angiogenesis; positive regulation of endothelial cell apoptotic process.
AUGGACAGAGAGUACGCUGAGGAGCCUCCGGCUACACGCCCAGCUGAUAUGGGGACCAGCGGAGCCAUGCGGCUGGGUCCAGCCAUCCUGGGUUUACUUCUGCUCCAAGGCUACAGCUCUCAGCCUACGACAACUCAGACCUCUCAGGGAGACAGAUCUUCCUCGGGGCCUGGCGGCUCAAGGCUUUCCCUUAGCACCCCUACCCCAGAAAUUCUACAGAAGGUCUCCCAGGGCUCCUUGGUACCCAGGCAGCCUGUAACACCCAGGCAGCCUGUAACGCCCAGGCCAGGCACCUUGGAUAACCACUCCCUUUCCUUGCCUGGCCUGACAUCACAGAAGCAGGCAUUGAAACUUGGUGUAGGCACAGGGGUGCCAGGCGGCGGCGGCAGCAGCAGCAGCAGCAGCAGUAGCAGCAGCAGCAGCACUGUCAACAGCACAAGACGAGGAGAAGCGUCCCUGAAUGCUACUCCCAGUUCAGUGACCACGAGCCUGUGGACAGGGGAAGAGGUUACCAUCCUGCCCAGCCCCACAUCGGAGUCAGUGCUCACUGUGGCUGCCUUUGGUGUUAUCAGCUUCAUUGUCAUCCUGGUGGUUGUGGUGAUCGUCCUGGUCAGUGUGGUCAGCCUAAGGUUUAAGUGUCGGAAGAACAAGGAGUCUGAAGAUCCACAGAAACCAGGGAGUUCGGGGCUAUCUGAAAGCUGCUCCGCGGCCAGUGGAGAGAAAGACAGCAUCACCCUCCUCUCCAUGAAGAGCAUCAACAUGGACAACAGCAAAGGCUGCCCCUCAGCAGAAAAGAUUCUUUAAAAGUGGCCUUGAGUCGCCAUGGAUUCAAGUGUGAUGCAGCUGCCCAGGGACCACGAGGAAGAAAAGAAGAGAUGAGAUUGUUGAAGCCAACAGACCACAUAUAAGUUAUUUUGUUUCACGAUGCUCCCAGCUCUAUGUGGAUCACAUUCCUAUAGAUCCAGAAGCGGCUUACCACAUCAGAGACUGUCCCACGUGGAAGCCACUCUAGACAUUUGGUCUGCUUCUUCCUCCUCCUCCUCCUCCUCCUCCUCCUCCUCCUCCUCCUCCUCCUCCUCCUCCUCCUCCUCAGAAACCAAGGAAUGCGGGGCCAAUAGAGCAAGAGCCAAGGAAGUAAUGAGGUAGACGGAUCCAUUCUAUUCACAUUAAAGUUAUUUUUUUCUG